GUUUCAAUGGCCGUGACCAUAACUCUGAGCCCGGGGCCCCGCUGCCUGUGGGAUGAGCCGGUGGAGAUCGCGGUGCACGGUCUGGGCCCGGCCCAGCCGGUCACCCUGCGCGCCUCGCUCCGCGAUGAGAAAGGGGAGCUCUUCCAGGCCUCCGCUCGCUACCGGGCGGACGCCGGCGGGCAGCUGAACCUGGCGCGGGAGCCCGCUCUGGGGGGCAGCUACAGCGGCGUGGAGCCCAUGGGGCUCUUCCGGACUCUGCGGCCCGAAAGACCCUCAGAGAGACUAUUGAAGCGGGACGUGCAGACACCUUUCUGCGUGGAAUUGGAGGUGUACGAGGGUCACGACUCUCAGCCCACCAAGCUACUGGCACAGGCGGUCCACGAGCGGGGCUUCCUGGGGCCGGGGGUGAAGAGGAUCCCGGUGCGAGAGGGCAGCGUGCGGGCCACCCUCUUCCUACCUCCGGGAGCAGGGCCAUUCCCUGGGAUCAUUGACUUAUAUGGAACUGGAGGUGGUCUCUGUGAAUAUAGAGCCAGCUUGCUGGCUGGACAUGGUUUUGCUGUGCUUGCUCUGGCUUAUUUCAGAUUUGAAGAUCUCCCCAAAGAGUUGAAUAGCCUACAUCUGGAAUAUUUUGAAGAGGCCCUGAACUAUAUGUUGCAGCAUCCAAAGGUGAAAAGCCCAGGCAUUGGGCUACUUGGAUUCUCGAAAGGAGGUGACUUGUGUCUUUCCAUGGCCUCCUUCCUGAAAGGUGUCACAGCCACAGUGCUUAUAAAUGCCUGUGUGGCCAACACAAUGACCCCGCUGCACUAUAAGGAAAUGACUCUUCUUAAUAUUGGAAAUGACCUAGAGAGACUCAAGAUCACUGAGUCAGGCCUUGUAGACCUCGUGGAUAUUUGGAGCCAUCCGUUAGAGAAGCAAAACUGCCAGAGCCUCAUCCCAAUAGAAAAGGCCCAGGGACCUUUCUUGUUCAUUGUUGGUCAAGACGACCAUAACUGGAAUAGUGAAUCCUUUGCAUAUAUAGCCUCUGAACGAUUACAGUCUCAUGGUAAAGAAAAACCUCAGAUCAUCUGCUAUCCAAACACUGGGCACUGCAUUGAUCCCCCUUAUUUUCCUCCAUGUUUAAUGUCUGUGCAUGGAAUGGUAGGUCGAGGAGUAUUCUGGGGAGGUGAGUCAAAGGCUCAUUCCAUGGCACAGGUGGAGAGUUGGAAGCAAAUUCAAACAUUCUUCCAAAAACACCUCAACAGUCAAGUCUCAACCUUUCAUAAUAAAAUAUAACAUUUUUGUCCUGGCCCCAUUUUUCUGGGCUGGGCUUGUUUCAAGCCAGUCCCCCUGGUAAUUUAUGUUGGAUAUUGGAGCAAAAAGAAAUAAGUUCAAAUCCAGCUUCAGACACUUAAUAGCUGUGUGUGACCAUGUUUGCCUCAGUUUCCUCAUGUGUAAAAUGAGCUGAAGAAAGAAAUGGCCAACUACUCUAGUAUCUUUGCCAAGAAAACCCCAAAUGAGGUCACGAAGAAUUGGACAUGACUGAACGAUCACAAAAAUUGGAACUUGUGGAUCAUCAGUCAACAGUUAAUAAAAUAAGAGUUAUUUAGGAACAGCAGAAGAAUAAUAUCCAUCAAGGACAGGUACUGAGUCACCUUAUGUUGACUCAGCUAACCACUCUUUUCUGAGUUGCUCAUCUUUUGCACCAGCAUCAGGGAGCAAUUUGUAGUCUGGCAACCAGGAAAUGGUGCAAGAGCCUGAGCCUUUAAUCUCCUGAGCCAGUCAAAUCCUGAAGAUAGUUUCAAUACCCUUUAAUGAAAAACUGGCUUAACUUGCACAGGAGUAGGGGUAAGAAUGUUGUUCUCCCCAUAGCCAUAAUUUCAUGACCAUGGGCUCUGUGCUACUAAGAAGGAUCCUUUUUAUACAAAAUGGAAGUAUCCUAUGUCUUGCUUUUUUGUUGUUGUUGUUACAGUAUUUAAUAAGCAAGUGAACUCAGCUCCAAGGGAAUUCCUCUCAGAAUAUUUGACUAGCAGCUUUUCUUCAUCAGCAUAUAAGAGCUAAGAGUUCCAGUUAUGUAUCACCAUAACUGUACUUCCAAAAUAAAAUAUGUCUGUAUUUUUCCUUAGUAUAUUGCUAUGUUAAUUUCUUACCGCAUGUUAUUAAGCACCUUGUCUUUGGGAAAACUGCAAAGUGAUCCUGUAGAAUUAGAAUUAAAAUCUAAACCUUAGACCAACAUCUCACACCAUAUACCCAGAUAAGUUUAAAGUAGAUAUAGGAUCUAAAGAAAUUAGCGGAUCAAGGCAGGAAAGAUCUUUUAUAGCUAUGGAUAGAGGAAGAGAUCAUAAUGAAUGGAGAGAGAGUAUCAUAGAAGACAAAAUAGACAAUUUGGAUUAUAUAAUAUCAACUAAUAUUUAUAUAGCUUUUGUAGCUAUACAUAAUAUAUAUGUUUUACCCAUAUCAAUGUAUUAACAUAACAUUUAUAUAUUAUAAUUGGCACAUUAAAAUACAUAUUUAAGCUAUAAUAUAGUAUGAUAUAUCAUAUUUAAGGUUAUAUUUUUAUGGUUUGCAAAAUGUUCUACAUAAAUUAUUUCAUUUGAUUCUUAUAACAGUUCUGUAAGAUAGGUGCCAUAAAACUCUAUUUUUUAGAUUAGGAAACUGAGGCUGAGAGAGAUUAAGUGACUUGCCCAGGGUCAUGCAACUAAUAAACAUUUAAAGGAUGACUUGAACUCAGAUCUCCCUAACUCCAAGUCCAGUGCUCUAUUCACCCAUGCCACAUUGCUACCUCAAAAACUUAUGUAUAAUUAAAAAAGUUCCUGCACAAACAGAAUCAAUGUGGCUUAAAUUAGAAUAAAAAUUCUGUAGUAACUUUCUCUAAUAAAGAUCUAUUAUAAAAUGUAUGCAUAUAUAUGUAUGUGUAUAUGUACAUAUAUAUAAGUGAUUCUAAUACAUAAGAAUAAGGCUUAUUAUCCAAUAGAUAUGUGGUAAAAAAUAUGAAUUAGCAGUUUAAUUUUUUUUAAAUUUAUGUUAUUAAAAAGAAACAAUUGAAAAAAAGAAAAACAGAAAAGGAAAACAAAACAAAGUAGAAUAUUGUCAAGUGCCCAUCAGGGAGGAUUCAAAAUAUGUAACAAUAAAUUACCAGUUCAAGAAAGAAUAUAUAAUAGUAGAAGAAAUUAUAUUCAUGAGUGUCCAUCUUUGCUUCCUUGUAAGUUAUUCUUUUGUUAUCUGCUUCAUACUUGAUUUAGCAGUUUUAAAAAGCAAUCCAACCUAAAAAUUUCCAUUUGAAAAAGUACCCCCAAUUACUAAUAAUUAGAGAAAUGCAAAUUAUAUCUGCUCAUAUCUAUCAGAUUGGCAAAAAAAAAUUUUUUUUUGCAAAAACUUUUUUUAAAGAGGAAAAUGAUUGUUGGCAGGGUUUGGGGAAGACAGAUACUGUAUACAGUACUAUAUACAGUAAUGUACUGUAUAAUGAUUAUGUGUGUGUGUGUGUGUAUAGAUACACAUAAUAUAGUAAUGUAAUUAUUGGUGGAACUGUGAAUUGGUCUAAUCUUUCAAACAAUUUAGAAACAUAACCAAAAAUUCACUAAUUGGCAUAGUAAUACAGCUACUAGGCCUAUACUCUAGAGUAAUUAAAAAAUGAAGAAAAAAGACCCUAUGUUUAAAAUAUUUUUAAAAAGCAGUUUUUUUUAUUAUAGCAAAGAACUAGAAAUUAAGGAGAUAAUCAUUUACUGUGUUAACAAAUUGUGAAUAUCAAUAUAAUGGGAUAUUACUACUCUGUAAGAAAGGACAAAAGCCUCAUAAAACUGGAGAAUUGUAUGAACUUCUGCAGAGAAAAUGAAUAGAGUCAAGAGAACAAUUUCUACAAUGACACUUUAAAGAAAAAUAAUUUCAAAAGACAUAAAGACUAUGAUCAAAGCAAUAACCAAACUUAACUUGAGUGUACUGACAAUGAACCAAACUAAGUACUUCAAGACAGAAAGGUGGAUGCUGUAUUCAAAUGCAUGGAAUAUACAUAUGAAUUUUUUUUUAUAAAUAUGCAUAUUAAAAAGGGUUUUGUUUCUCUCUUUUUUAAACUGGGGGGCUUUGGAAAGGAAGAAUAUUGAUAUAUUGCUAAAAAGAAAAAAAGAAAAGAGUUAUGUAAAUAUUUAAAAGAAAAGCACAGAGACAAAAAGAAGGAAAUUCAGAAGGAAACAGAGAGCAGCCUCCAAAGAAACAUGGUGAAUUUAUUAUUAAAAAUAAAUGUUAAAAAAAAAAGCAAGCUGUAUAUAAUAGAGAUUUGAGGAUUUAUAUGCAUUCACCUUUCUUUUCUGUUGUUACUUGGGGUUCAAGUCCACUUGCAUAAAUCUCUUCCCAUUAGUGGUGAAUGAUUACUUGAUGAUCAUUGUGUGAAGCAAUGUGUCUAGAGUUUAGGAGAAGAAAGACUUUUGUUCUCAUCAUUUUGACCACAUACACUGGCUUUAAGGUCUUCUUCAGAAGAAGUUCCUGGAACUAAAUGUAUCUUUUCCUGAGGCAAGUGCAAGAAUAUUUGCUCCCAAGCUUCUGUCAACUUUUUACUGCAUGUGAUGAUCGCAGAGUAAUCAAUUUUCCACCAAGAGUCUUAUUAUUCUGUAUAUUUAGAUGUGCUAAUUAUUAUAACUUUUUGGUACUUAAGGGCAGAAUAUUUUUAUUUAAAAAAAAUUACAUUUAACAUAGCAGUUAUACAUCAGGCUUCCAUUCCAUAUUUGGAACAGAGUUUUUCUAGUGUCCUCUUCACAUGAGAAUUUUUAAUAUUCGUUUAAGUUUAUGUCCAUGGAGGCCUUUAAACAAUGUACUCUUAAAUUAAGAUCUGAUAGUAUGUAUUAGACAUUGUGGGAGGUACUGAAGACCAAAAUUAAAUAGUCCUUGCCCUAAGCAGUGUAGUGUGUGUGUGUGUGUGUGUGUGUGUGUGUGUGCAUGGCGCAAGUGCGGAAUGAACUAAAUACUAGGUAAUUUCAAGAGGGAGCCAUUAAAGCAAUCUGUAAAAAUAAUUGAGUGUGAAAGAUUUAGCUACUCUGAUUAAAACAAUGAUUUAAGAGAAUUCCAAAGGAUUCAUAUUGAAAAAUGCUAUCUACAUACAGAGAAAGAAUUGCUUAACAGUGCAGAUUGAAGCAUACUUUUUUACUUUGUGUGUAUUUUCUUUUACAAUAUGGCUCAUGUGAAAAUGUUUUAUAGGAUUUCACAUGUAUAAGUAAGAGUCAGAAAGGAUGGAAAGAAUUUGAAACUCAAUAUUUUAAAAAAAUGAAUGUUAAAAUUUUUAUAUGUAAUUGAGAAAUAUUUAAUGAAAUUAAAUGUAUAUUAAAAUGUCUAUGUGUAAAAAAACCACAACAAUCGAAUGUUUUCUUGAUAUUUGUAUCAACAAAAUAGGAAGAGGAAAAUAAAGCUGGCCUUUCAAUAUGA
Messenger RNA from Antechinus flavipes (yellow-footed antechinus), 5385 nucleotides. Its product is annotated as acyl-coenzyme A thioesterase 6-like. Bases 7 to 1272 code for a protein of 421 amino acids. The transcript has 3 exons. Gene Ontology annotation, biological process: fatty acid metabolic process; acyl-CoA metabolic process. Lineage: Eukaryota; Metazoa; Chordata; Mammalia; Dasyuromorphia; Dasyuridae. Gene Ontology annotation, molecular function: fatty acyl-CoA hydrolase activity. The record is from RefSeq and is a predicted model, not a curated record.